Messenger RNA from Phacochoerus africanus (Common warthog), 942 nucleotides. Its product is annotated as olfactory receptor 1J4. Gene Ontology annotation, molecular function: olfactory receptor activity; G protein-coupled receptor activity. Bases 1 to 942 code for a protein of 313 amino acids. The record is from RefSeq and is a predicted model, not a curated record. Gene Ontology annotation, biological process: G protein-coupled receptor signaling pathway. The transcript has a single exon. Gene Ontology annotation, cellular component: membrane. NCBI's taxonomy places the organism in Eukaryota, Metazoa, Chordata, Mammalia, Artiodactyla, Suidae.
AUGAGGAGGAUGAACCAGAGCAGUUUUUCUGAGUUCCUAUUUCUGGGGCUCCCUAUAUGGCCAAAGCAGCAGGGUGUGUUCUUUGCCCUGUUCCUGGGCAUGUACCUGACCACAGUGCUGGGGAACCUGCUCAUCAUCCUGCUCAUCAGGCUGGACAGUCACCUCCACACCCCCAUGUACUUCUUCCUCAGCCACUUGGCCCUCACAGAUGUCUCCUUUUCAUCUGUCACUGUCCCAAAAAUGCUGAUGGACAUGCACACUGAGUAUAAAUCAAUCGGCUAUUCGGGGUGUAUAGCACAGAUGUACUUUUUCAUAUUUUUUACUGAUCUAGAAAAUUUCCUUCUUACCUCAAUGGCAUAUGAUCGGUAUGUGGCCAUCUGCCAUCCUCUCCAUUACACCACCAUCAUGAGAGAAGGACUGUGUACCUUACUCAUCACUGUAUCUUGGAUUCUGUCCUGUGCUAAUGCUCUUGGUCACACCCUCCUCCUGGCCCAGCUGUCCUUUUGUGAUGACAAUACCAUUGAUCACUUCUUCUGUGACCUUAGUGCCCUGCUCAAACUCUCCUGCUCAGACACCUCCCUCAAUGAGAUGGUCAUUUUCACAGUAGGACUAGCAGUCAUCAUCCUCCCACUAAUAUGCAUCUUGGUCUCUUAUGGCCACAUUGGGGCCACCAUCCUCAAGGUACCAUCCACCAAGGGCAUCUGCAAAGCCUUGUCCACAUGUGGCUCCCACCUCUCUGUGGUUUCUCUCUAUUAUGGAACAAUUAUUGGGUUGUAUUUUGUCCCCUCAUCCAGCACCUCCAGUGACAAGGACAUAAUUGCCUCUCUUAUGUACACAGUGGUCACCCCAUUGCUGAACCCCUUCAUUUACAGCCUAAGAAACAGGGACAUGAAGGGGGCCCUGAAGAAACUCUUCCACAAGGCAGCAGUCUUGUCUCAAUGA